Molecule: messenger RNA, 3430 nt
Organism: Melanotaenia boesemani (Boeseman's rainbowfish)
Lineage: Eukaryota; Metazoa; Chordata; Actinopteri; Atheriniformes; Melanotaeniidae
Gene: acsl3a
Product: acyl-CoA synthetase long chain family member 3a
Exons: 15
Coding region: 205-2364 (719 amino acids)
Biological process (GO): long-chain fatty acid metabolic process; neuron differentiation; long-chain fatty-acyl-CoA metabolic process
Cellular component (GO): endoplasmic reticulum; lipid droplet; plasma membrane
Molecular function (GO): long-chain fatty acid-CoA ligase activity
Source: RefSeq, a predicted model, not a curated record
UGCGCUCAGGUGGGCGCAGCAGCAUCAGCAGAGAGCCGCCAGACUGGAGGCGGAGGCGCAGUGAGCGGCGUUCAGCGGAGCACUGCUGAGGAGGAGGCAGUUCAUCACCACAGAAGAAGUUCAGUCUUUCAAGAAGAACGAAGAGAAACCUCCUUAAACAGCAGUCCACCCUUUAUCAUCCCUGCAUCUGACACCUUCACCAGAAUGAAGCUGAAGAAGGAUCUGAACCCCAUGCUGCUGCUUCUCUUCCACCUCAUGGUAUGGAUCUAUACCACCAUCACCUUCCUGCCUGCAUACCUCCUCAGCUGGAUCACUACACCUCAUGGGGGUGUCUACGGCUCAGAGGAGGAACGAGCCAGGAGAGCGAAGGCUUGCUCAGUCCUGGGACAUCCAGAAGGACCCUACAGAGCAGUAAGAGCCACCAAAAGGCUUGUGACGUCGCUGCAUCCUGGAGUGGACACCCUGGAUAAGAUGUUUGAGUAUGCUGCCAGGCGGUUCCCUCACAGAGACUGUCUCGGGACGAGGGAGGUGAUCAGUGAGGAAGAUGAGCGGCAGAGCAACGGGAAGGUGUUUAAGAAGGUGGUACUUGGUGAGUACCGCUGGCUUUCUUAUAAAGAAGCCCAUACAGCAGCCACGCAGCUGGGCAGCGGUUUGACAUCGUUGGGCCAGAGACCAAAAACAAACAUUGCCAUUUUCUGUGAGACCCGAGCGGAGUGGUUGAUUUCUGCCCAGGCCUGCUUCAUUUACAACUACCCAUUGGUCACCCUGUACUCCACGUUGGGAGGUCCAGCUAUUGCUCAUGGGCUGAAUGAGGCCCAGGUCACCCACAUUAUCACGAGCAAAGAGCUCCUGGAGACCAGACUAAAGGCUAUCCUACCUGAAGUUCCAAGGUUGCAGCACAUUAUCGUGGUGGACAAGACGCCAUCCACAUGGCCCAGUUCUCCACGUGGCAUCAGUAUCCACAACAUGGCUGCUGUUCAGAGGCUUGGAGCCAGACCUGAGAACGCAACACGUGAGCGCACGCAGCCGCUGCCCUCAGACAUCGCCGUCAUCAUGUACACCAGCGGCUCCACAGGCAUCCCAAAAGGCGUCAUGAUCUCCCAUAGCAACAUCAUCGCCAGCAUUGCAGGGAUGACAGAGAGGAUCGAGAACCUGUGUGAGGAGGACACCUACAUCGGGUACCUGCCUCUGGCACAUGUGCUGGAGCUGAGUGCAGAGCUUGUUUGUAUUUCUCAUGGCUGCAGGAUCGGAUAUUCCUCACCUCAGACUCUUUCUGACCAGUCAACCAAGAUAAAGAAAGGGAGCCAAGGAGACACCAACGUCCUGCAGCCCACCCUGAUGGCAGCCGUUCCCGAGAUAAUGGACCGCAUCUAUAAGAAUGUGAUGACUAAAGUGGAGGAGAUGAACAGGAUCCAGAGAACACUCUUCAUCCUGGCAUACAACUAUAAACUGGAACAGCUUGCCAAAGGUUGCAGCACGCCACUGUGUGACAGGCUGGUGUUCAAGAAGGUUCGUUCUCUGCUGGGAGGUCGAACACGUGUCCUGUUAUCAGGUGGGGCGCCGCUUUCUGCAGCCACGCAGCGCUUCAUGAAUGUUUGCUUCUGCUGCCCAGUGGGUCAAGGAUACGGGCUGACGGAGACCUGCGGGGCCGGGACGAUCUGUGAACUGUGGGAUUACAGCACUGGGAGAGUGGGAGGACCGCUGGUUUGCUGUGAGAUCAAGCUAAAAGACUGGGUGGAGGGCGGUUACCAAAGCACGGACAAACCACAUCCCAGAGGAGAGAUCAUCAUUGGUGGACCCAAUGUAACCAUGGGGUACUACAAGAGCGAGGCUAAAAACCAAGAAGACUUCAUGGUAGAUGAGAACGGCCAGCGGUGGUUCUGUACGGGAGACAUCGGAGAGUUUCAUGAAGAUGGCUGCCUCAAGAUAAUUGAUCGUAAAAAGGACUUGGUCAAGCUGCAGGCAGGAGAGUACAUCUCUCCAGGAAAGGUGGAGGCCGUGUUGAAGAACUGCCCUCUGGUCGACAACAUAUGUGUGUAUGCCAACAGCGAUGAGACGUACGUUAUUGGCUUCGUGGUUCCCAAUCAAAAGCAGCUAAUGGCUCUGACGGGUCAGUAUGGUAUCCGGGGGUCGUGGGAGGAGCUGUGCAACAGCAAGGCGGUGGAGGAGCUGGUUCUGAAGGUGAUCACUGAGGCUGCGCUGACAGCCCAGCUAGAACGCUUUGAGAUCCCUUGCAAGAUCCGCCUGAGCCCAGACCCGUGGACCCCCGAGACCGGAUUAGUGACCGAUGCAUUCAAGCUCAAACGCAAAGAGCUGAAAACACAUUACAAAGACGAUAUAGAGAGAAUGUAUGGUGGGAAAUAACCACCAGAACCACACCAGACCCUCAAAUUACCUCCUCCACCCAUCAAUGACCUAAAUCUUAACACUCCUCAGAUCAUUAAAACAGAGAAGGAUUAACACGUUUUAGCUUUUAUUUGAAUUUCUCAUGAAAAUUUUUGAGGAUUAGUAUAAGAAGCUUGUUGUUUUUUUUCCCACUGUGGCCUUUUCUUCAUCCAGGUGUGGAGAUCUUUGUUGUUCCAGAUGUGAGUUAUGAAACAGAGCAGGUGUUAGCUGAUGUUGAACUCUUGUCUGAGUGAAACAGCAGAAACUCAGGUCAGUUCGCUGCCUCACUUCACCAGAUUUAGACUCACUCCGUCCACAAAUAAGUUUUUCCAUUCAGUGUCUCUUUGCUUUCCUGCAGGUCAGGAGAAGUUUGACUUUUUGCUUUCUUUUCUCUUUUUGUCUUGAACUUGUUUUGAGUUCUGCCCUUGGUUUAUUUUUUCUGCCACCCGCCGUCAGACUGGUAGGACAAAAUCAUAACGUCAUCUGAGGGCAAAAUAUGAAGCCCCGUCCAUCUGGUGAUUUACUCCUUCCAGUGAGGCUGAUUUCAGAGAUGAAUGAAAACUUCUGGGAUUAUUUAAGAUGAGAAGAAACUGCACAUGUGUUUAGUCUGUUGAAUCUCCCGCAUUGGCAGAGGAUCCUUUUGGAAGUUUACAGAAGAGAAAUUCCUGUUGAAUAGAUGGAAAAACUGUAAUCGUUGUUGUGUUUGAUUAAGUCUAGUGCAAUAUGAUCAUUUAUCAUUUCUGCCAAAGUAUGGCAGCUGAUUACAGAAAGGACAGAAAUGAAACUUUAUUUGGUCUAAAGCUUUGCCACAUAUGGAAGCAAAGUGUGAUGCAGAAACACAACCCAGGGUGAGACACCUGUCGCCUUUUCCUGAUUCCUGAAUGAUUCUCCACUGAAGUAAUAAACUGUGUAAACGUGGAGCUGUGAUCAGCAGAGGAAGCUCAUGCUCUUCUCCCACCACAUGGAGAGCCUGCCUCCCUACAUCCAAAUAUUUAUUUGUAAUUUGCCUUUUGGAUCAAAUAAAGUAAAUAAAGAUUGUGUUUUA